GCGUGCGCGAGAUGCGGCUAGCGUCUGCAGAGACUUUUCCCAAUGGACGGCGAGGAUAAAUCAUCCCACGUCGACGGCUGAGUAAGAGAGCGUGACUGUGAGGUGGUGCGGCCCGGACUGGUUUGCACUGUUGCCUCGGAAUCACCUAGUUAGCGGCGUGCUAACUUGGCUAACCGGAGUUAGCCCUAAAGGCGGACUUCGCUAAGGAUCACCGGACCUGUACAGCACGAGAGGCUACUAACUGCAGAGGCUGACCGAUCAGGUUUGCUGCUCGGAAGGAGUAAGUGUGCAGCUGCAGGGACUAAGGGACGGACCUCUCGGCUUGCUGUGAGUUGUGGAAAGAGACUAAGAGUUCCAGAUGAGGUGGUGUGUUGCUGUUCUCCUGGCAGUGCUGCAGCUGUGCAGCCCGGCGCUGCAGUCUGACCCGCUGCUCUACGUUUUCCAGCUGCAGGAUGGAAAUGAAAAAUCCAGCAAGCCACGGCUUAACCCAACCUUAGGAAAUGUUGUCCCUUCCCGGAGAGCUCUCAGCCCUCCUAAAGUUGUAGAAACCUCAGAAACGGAGACGACUUCACACUCGAGCCCCAUGUUUGGUGAACAUGUCAACCUUAGGUGGGUCACAUGGAGCGGUUCCCUCCCAAAUGGUGCUGUUGCCAUCUUCAACGGCUACACCGAACGUACCGACUAUGUGUGCAAAGUCAACUGUGAGGCCGGUUUCUACACUCCCAGCAAAGGGAACUUCUGCCAGUACCCCUACGCUGACAAAGAGUAUGCAUCCUCCAAGUUCGAAGUCCUGGUUAACGUGGACCACUUUGAGUUCCUGCAGUGGGUUGAAGAUUCGUAUGGCUCUGUUCCUGAGUAUGCCAUCAAAACCUGUCCCAACUCAGACAUCUACGUGGGUAAGAAUAAGUAUGGUCUUGGUAAAGUAGUGACCAGACACAAAGCCUUCUUCCUCCCCUGGGAGGGGGAUGAGUACUGGUACAAAAACUACCAGGUCCUUGCUAUCAACAGAGACAGCUACAGCCAGCACAUCUCUCAUGUGGAGUAUGCCAUUGACCAGAUGGAGCUGUUCCACCAUCCUCCAGAAGCCCUGAAGCUCACUAAGGUCACCAACCUGGAGUGCAGAAAUGUGGAGAAGACAGUGACACUGGAGAAGACCAGUACAGUGGAGAAGAAAUGGGACAUCGGCAGGGAGACCCGCAAUGGCUCUGUGUCCACCAUGACAGCCAAAGUUCCCAUCUUUGGUCCGGGAAAUAUGGAGUUGUCCAAGGAGCAGACGGUGACCUUCUCAAAGGGGACCACCAUGGUGGAGUCAGUAAGUCACGCUGUCUCUGUGGAGCUGCUGGUCCCACCCAAUCACUCCUGCACAGUGAGGAUGGAUGGCAGAAAGAUGAAGGCUGAUAUCCCUUUCACCGGCCGGCUGAGCAGGACCAACCACAACGGAGACACCCACUGGACCUACAUCACAGGCACCUAUGAUGGUGUGAGUGUUGGUGAAAUCAACGCUGUGGUGGAACGGUGUCAGCCGGUGCCUGAUGCUGUGCCCUGCUCCCUAGAUCAAAACUGA
Messenger RNA from Pelmatolapia mariae (spotted tilapia), 1564 nucleotides. Its product is annotated as natterin-3-like. The transcript is spliced from 3 exons. The record is from RefSeq and is a predicted model, not a curated record. Bases 359 to 1564 code for a protein of 401 amino acids. Lineage: Eukaryota; Metazoa; Chordata; Actinopteri; Cichliformes; Cichlidae.